Anopheles marshallii is the source of this 2640-nucleotide messenger RNA. It is a transcript of the gene eEF2, whose product is annotated as eukaryotic translation elongation factor 2. NCBI's taxonomy places the organism in Eukaryota, Metazoa, Arthropoda, Insecta, Diptera, Culicidae. The transcript is spliced from 5 exons. Gene Ontology annotation, biological process: translational elongation. Gene Ontology annotation, cellular component: ribonucleoprotein complex; cytosol. Gene Ontology annotation, molecular function: ribosome binding; GTP binding; translation elongation factor activity. The record is from RefSeq and is a predicted model, not a curated record. The coding region runs from base 105 to 2639 and encodes 844 amino acids.
UAGAUCCGGAAACUGACAACGUCGAUCUCUUUCACUUCUGUGCACGCAGUCGGCGUGUUGUUGAUUUUCGUGUCGUGUAAAGAUCCCGGAGAAAAUCCUGCAAGAUGGUUAACUUUACCGUUGACGAAAUCCGUGCCAUGAUGGACAAGAAGCGGAAUAUCCGCAACAUGUCCGUCAUUGCCCACGUCGAUCACGGCAAGUCCACCCUCACCGACUCGCUGGUGUCGAAAGCCGGUAUUAUUGCCGGUGCCAAGGCAGGUGAAACUCGUUUCACCGAUACCCGCAAGGAUGAGCAGGAACGCUGUAUUACCAUCAAGUCGACCGCCAUCUCCAUGUACUUCGAAUUGGAUGAGAAGGAUCUGGUGUUCAUCACCAAUCCGGAUCAGCGCGACAAGGACUGCAAGGGUUUCUUGAUCAAUCUGAUCGACUCGCCCGGACACGUCGAUUUCUCGUCGGAAGUGACGGCUGCGCUGCGUGUGACGGACGGUGCGUUGGUGGUGGUGGACUGCGUGUCCGGUGUGUGCGUCCAGACCGAGACGGUGCUGCGUCAGGCUAUUGCCGAGCGUAUCAAGCCGGUACUGUUCAUGAACAAGAUGGACCGUGCGCUGCUGGAGCUGCAGCUCGACCCCGAGGAUCUGUACCAGACCUUCCAGCGUAUCGUGGAGAACGUGAACGUCAUCAUCGCCACGUACAACGAUGACGGUGGUCCGAUGGGUGAGGUGCGCAUUGAUCCGUCCCGUGGUUCGGUCGGCUUCGGUUCGGGACUGCACGGUUGGGCGUUUACGCUCAAGCAGUUCGCCGAGAUGUACUCGGCCAUGUUCAAGAUCGACGUAGUGAAGCUGAUGAACCGUCUGUGGGGUGAGAACUUCUUCAACUCGAAGACGAAGAAGUGGGCCAAGGUCAAGGACGAGGACAACAAGCGCUCGUUCGUGAUGUACAUUCUCGACCCGAUCUACAAGGUGUUCGAUGCUAUCAUGAACUACAAGACCGACGAGAUCCCGAAGCUGCUGGAGAAGCUGAAGGUGACGCUAAAGCACGAGGACAAGGACAAGGACGGUAAGAAUCUGCUGAAGGUAGUGAUGCGCACUUGGUUGCCGGCCGGAGAAGCUCUACUUCAGAUGAUUGCCAUCCAUCUGCCGUCGCCGGUCGUCGCCCAGAAGUACCGUAUGGAGAUGUUGUACGAGGGUCCGCACGAUGAUGAAGCUGCCGUAGCCGUGAAGACCUGUGACCCAGAGGGUCCGCUGAUGAUGUACGUGUCGAAGAUGGUACCGACCUCGGAUAAGGGUCGUUUCUACGCUUUCGGCCGUGUGUUCUCCGGCAAGGUCGCCACUGGCCAGAAGUGCCGCAUCAUGGGCCCGAACUUUACCCCGGGCAAGAAGGAGGAUCUGUACGAGAAGGCCAUUCAGCGUACGAUUCUGAUGAUGGGCCGUUACGUCGAGGCCAUCGAGGAUGUGCCGUGCGGCAACAUUUGCGGUCUGGUCGGUGUCGAUCAGUUCCUGGUGAAGACCGGUACGAUUUCGACGUUCAAGGACGCGCACAACAUGAAGGUGAUGAAGUUCUCUGUGUCGCCGGUCGUGCGUGUUGCCGUCGAGCCGAAAAACCCGGCCGAUCUGCCCAAGCUGGUUGAGGGUCUGAAGCGUUUGGCCAAAUCCGAUCCUAUGGUGCAGUGUAUCAUUGAGGAGUCGGGUGAGCACAUUAUUGCCGGCGCCGGUGAGUUGCAUCUGGAAAUCUGUCUGAAGGAUCUGGAGGAAGAUCACGCUUGCAUUCCGCUGAAGAAGUCCGACCCGGUCGUGUCGUACCGUGAGACGGUUUCGGACGAGUCGGAUCAGAUGUGUCUGUCCAAGUCGCCGAACAAGCACAACCGUCUGUUCAUGAAGGCCGUUCCGAUGCCGGACGGUCUGCCCGAUGACAUCGACAAUGGUGAGGUGAACGCUCGUGAUGAAUUCAAGCAGCGUGCCCGUUACCUGGCCGAGAAGUACGACUACGACGUGACGGAGGCCCGUAAGAUCUGGUGCUUCGGUCCGGACGGUACUGGCCCGAACAUCGUCGUCGACUGCACGAAGGGUGUGCAAUAUCUGAACGAAAUCAAGGAUUCCGUGGUCGCUGGUUUCCAGUGGGCAUCGAAGGAAGGUGUCCUUGCUGAGGAGAACAUGCGAGGCGUGCGUUUCAACAUCUACGAUGUGGCACUACACGCUGACGCCAUCCAUCGUGGAGGUGGUCAGAUCAUUCCGACCGCUCGUCGUGUGCUGUAUGCUUCGUACAUCACGGCUGCGCCCCGCAUCAUGGAGCCGGUCUACCUGUGCGAGAUCCAGUGUCCGGAAACUGCCGUCGGUGGUAUCUACGGUGUGCUGAACAGACGUCGUGGUCACGUGUUCGAGGACUCCCAAGUUGCCGGUACCCCCAUGUUCGUCGUCAAGGCUUACCUGCCCGUCAACGAGUCGUUCGGUUUCACCGCCGAUUUGAGAUCCAACACCGGUGGACAGGCAUUCCCGCAGUGCGUGUUCGAUCACUGGCAGAUCUUCCCGGGUGACCCAACCGAUGCCUCCACCAAACCUUUCCAGAUCGUCCAGGAUAUCCGUAAGCGUAAGGGUCUGAAGGAAGGUCUACCAGAUCUAGCGCAGUACUUGGACAAACUGUAAA